UAUCCGCCGGCGCUUUCCCAAAAUGUUCCCACAGGAUAUAUGGGGAGACCAGCCGCAAGAACAUGGUCCGGAAAUAUAGUGCCUUCUGCAUACGACGCUCGGUAUCCACGAGAGGAUGCGCUGACGAGGAUGUACGCUACCGCAGGAAGACGCCGCCCUCAAGCAGGUAUGAUGCCGUGGUACGACGACGACAACGCCCAAAGCCCAUCGUUCCUUGUUGACGGUCGAUGA
Molecule: messenger RNA, 231 nt
Organism: Strongylus vulgaris
Lineage: Eukaryota; Metazoa; Nematoda; Chromadorea; Rhabditida; Strongylidae
Source: the annotation of a GenBank genome assembly